This is a messenger RNA of Brassica oleracea var. oleracea, 838 nucleotides long. RefSeq names its product vesicle transport v-SNARE 12. The transcript has 5 exons. Lineage: Eukaryota; Viridiplantae; Streptophyta; Magnoliopsida; Brassicales; Brassicaceae. Gene Ontology annotation, cellular component: SNARE complex; ER to Golgi transport vesicle membrane; Golgi apparatus. The record is from RefSeq and is a predicted model, not a curated record. Gene Ontology annotation, molecular function: SNARE binding; SNAP receptor activity. The coding region runs from base 64 to 732 and encodes 222 amino acids. Gene Ontology annotation, biological process: vesicle fusion; intracellular protein transport; vesicle-mediated transport.
UCUAAAGAAGGAAGGAUCCGUUUUGAUCAGAUCAGUAUUGAAUUUUCUCGAAGAGAAAGGAAGAUGAGCGAGGUAUUUGAAGGGUACGAGCGACAGUACUGCGAGCUCUCAACCAAUCUCUCCAGAAAAUGUCAUUCUGCUUCGCUUCUCUCCCACGGAGAAGAGAAGAAGGAGAAGCUUGUUGAGAUUAAGUCUGGAAUGGACGAAGCUGAUGUCUUGAUCCGGAAAAUGGAUCUUGAGGCAAGAAGUUUGCAGCCGAGUGCUAAAGCUGUGUGCCUUUCUAAACUAAGAGAGUAUAAAUCUGAUUUAAACCAAUUGAAGAAAGAAUUCAAACGAGUGUCUUCCCCAGAUGCUAACCAAUCUACACGUGAAGAACUGAUGGAAUCUGGAAUGGCGGAUGUGCAUGCGGUAUCAGCUGAUCAGAGUGGGAGGUUGGCAAUGUCAAUGGAGAGGCUUGACCAAUCAAGCGACAGAAUCAGGGAGAGUAGAAGACUUAUGCUGGAGACAGAAGAGGUUGGCAUCUCAGUUGUUGAAAAUCUCAGUCAGCAACGGCAAACCCUCCUUCACGCUCACUCUAAGCUUCAGGGUGUGGAUGAUGCCAUUGACAAGAGCAAGAAAGUGUUGACUGCUAUGUCUAGAAGAAUGACGAGGAACAAAUGGAUCGUUGGUUCGGUCAUCGUGGCUCUCAUCCUCGCCAUCAUCUUGAUCAUCUCAUACAAGCUUUCUCAUUGAUAUACUCAAAUAUUCAUCAUGAUUAUUGUGUAUCUAGGAUGGUUGAUUCACUAUGUAUUGGAGUGGAAAUACUUCCAAACAUUUAUUAUAUAUACGUCAAAGGUAA